UGCCCCGACCACUUCCGCUCCCGGCGGCCCUGACACCGGAAGCAGAAGUGCGCAGCAGCGGCGGAUGGUGGCUGCAGUACGGGGCCGCACGGCGCGCUGCGGUGGGAGUGUCUCCGGCCGUUCUGCAGGAAGGACACCUACUGAAACUUUAAACCCUGGCGCUGGUGUCAUGGAAUCAGUCACCUUGGAGGAUGUGGCAGUGGGGCUCAUCCAGGAGUGGGCGUUGCUGGAUGACGCUCGGAGGAAUCUGUGCAGAUACGCGUUGCUGGACAACUGCAGGACCCUGGCCCCCCGGGCAGGGACUCAAUCCUGCAAAACCUGUCUGGUCUCCCAGGUGGGGCCAAGAGAAGAGCUGAUGACAGCAGAACGAGGCAUUCUCUGUGCCACGGGUGUGGACUGGGAAUCUCAACUUAAACCCAAAGAGUCUACUCCUCUGCAGGAUAUUUUGGAGGAAAAUUCAUCCCAUGAUUUGCAAAUGGGGCUGGGACUGGACCUGAGGAUGCAGAUCAAGCCCAUGAUGGGAGAGAGGGGGACACCUCUGACUCCAGGGGACCGGUCAGCUCUCCAGGAGUCACCUUGGUCUUCUGAGGACACAGGGCUGAAGGUGGCUGUGCAGAUUCAGAGGGUGGCCACGCCAGAGCCUACGCUGCGCCUCCUCAACCUGUUGGGGGCUGGGGAUUCUGCAGUGCCUGCUCAGGACCCCACCUGGCUCCGGGAGGAGAGCACAGAGGAAGAAGCCGUGGCUCCUGGGACACUGAACACUUGUCUGCAGGAACCAGUCACCUUUGCGGAUGUGGCCGUGCUGUUCACACCGGAAGAAUGGCUGUUUCUAGACUCUGCUCAGAGAAGCCUGUACAGAGACGUGAUGCUGGAGAACUAUAGGAACCUGACCUCUGUGGGAGAUCAACUCUGCAAAGCCAGUACAUUUUCCCAUUUGGAGCAAAGAGAAGAGCUGUGUGUCACUGAGAGAGGGAUCUUCCCAGGAACCCACUUAGAACCUCAACUUCAACCACAAGACUCAAUUCCUAACCAAGAUAUUUUUGCAGAGAUUUCAUCCAUUGGCACAAAAAGGGAGCGACCUCAGACUGGAGAAAAACUCUAUAAAUGCAAUGUACUAGGGAAACCUAUUAACAGCAUCAAACCACUUUUUCAGUACCAGAGAAUUCCUGCAGGAGGGAACCCUUGUGAAUGCCGAGAGAGUGGAAAACCCUUCUUCCAGACUGCUCACCUAAUCGUGUCUGAGAAAAUCCAUAGCGGGGAUAAAACCUAUGCAUGUAACAAAUGUGAAAAAUCGUUCAGAUACAGCUCCGAUCUCAUCAGGCACGAGAAGACUCACACUGCGGAGAAGUGCUUCGAGUGUCAGGAGUGCAGGCAGGCCUUCAAGUAUUCCUCAAAUCUGCGGCGGCACAUGAGAACUCACACUGAAGAGAAACCCUUCGAGUGCAGUCAGUGUGGGAAAACCUUCACGAGGAACUUUAACCUGAUCUUGCACCAGAGAAACCACACGGGCGAGAAGCCCUACGAAUGUAAGGACUGUGGGAAAGCUUUCAACCAGCCGUCCUCUCUGAGGAGCCACGUGAGAACUCACACCGGAGAGAAGCCUUUUGAAUGUGGCCAGUGCGGGAAAGCCUUCAGGGAACACUCAUCACUGAAGACACACCUGCGGACCCACACCAGAGAGAAACCGUACGAAUGUAACCAGUGUGGGAAGCCCUUCCGGACGAGCACUCACCUGAACGUACAUAAGAGGAUCCACACAGGGGAGAAGCUUUAUGAGUGCGCCACCUGCGGGCAGGUCUUGAGUCGUCUCUCGACCCUUAAGAGUCACAUGCGGACCCACACGGGAGAGAAGCCCUACGUGUGUCAGGAGUGUGGGCGAGCCUUCAGUGAGCCCUCAUCCCUCAGGAAACACUUGAGGACCCACACCGGCAAGAAGCCCUACGCAUGUCAGGAGUGUGGGCGAGCCUUCGGCCAGUCUUCACACCUUAUCGUACAUGUGAGAACCCACACUGCAGGGAGACCCUACGAAUGUAAUCAGUGUGAGAAAGCCUUCAGGCACAGCUCUUCACUUACCGUGCAUAAAAGGACUCAUGCCAGGAGAGAAAACGUCAGGACUGGCGGCCUGCCUUUAUCAGUGUCUCUUGCAUACGGUGGGCCCCAUGCUGAUUAACUUCCAAUUUGUAAAAACAUAAACAUCCAAGGCUGUGAUCAUCUCUCAUAGUACUCGUUAAGCGACAUCCCAUGUUUUGAUGUAUAAUAUUUUCAUUUCAGUUUAAUUCUCCAUAUUGUCUUAGUUUCUUUUACCACUUUUUCUUUGACACACGAGUUAAAUGGAAUUAGGUUUUUAAAUAAAAGUACAUGGGUAUAUUUUUAUAGAGGCA
Molecule: messenger RNA, 2381 nt
Organism: Aethalodelphis obliquidens (Pacific white-sided dolphin)
Lineage: Eukaryota; Metazoa; Chordata; Mammalia; Artiodactyla; Delphinidae
Gene: ZNF333
Product: zinc finger protein 333
Exons: 12
Coding region: 65-2170 (701 amino acids)
Biological process (GO): regulation of transcription by RNA polymerase II
Molecular function (GO): RNA polymerase II cis-regulatory region sequence-specific DNA binding; DNA-binding transcription factor activity, RNA polymerase II-specific
Source: RefSeq, a predicted model, not a curated record